Molecule: messenger RNA, 861 nt
Organism: Chironomus riparius
Lineage: Eukaryota; Metazoa; Arthropoda; Insecta; Diptera; Chironomidae
Source: the annotation of a GenBank genome assembly
AUGACGUCCAUAAAAAAGAAGUUUUUAAUCCCCUCCUUAUACCCCCUUCCCCUCUCGCUUCCCCCAUUUGUCACAAAAUUUAAAAUUCAAAAAAAAUUAUUUUAUUUAAAGUGUCACAAAAUCUCAGUUCCCUCUCUCCUUUAUCAUCGACGUAUUAAGCGAAUGCCCCCAAACAACGAAAAAACUUUUGUUAAUAUAAUGACUGAGAAGAAUAGUAAUCACAUCGAGCUUGAUGCUAAUCCUUUUAAAAUUGAUUCAGACGACGAAAAAUUAUCUGGUCAGCUUGCUCUUAUGGAAGAAAAUUCUAUGGAAAUUUUUCCUAAUCAAAACAAUGCAAGCAAUAUCGUGAACAAUAAUAUGCUAUUUAAUAAUCAGAAUGCAUCAUCAACAAAUAUUACAUUUGAUAGAUGCAAUGAAAUUACUCUCGGAAAUAUUGUAAAUGUAGCUCUGCCACAAUGGCCUACAACAAUAAAUACUAUUUCUGGCAUUCCAAGUGAAAUUGAGGAUAACAUCAUUUACAAGAAGACGCCAACAAUUAAGGCAAUGAUGGAGAGCACCCAAAAAUUAAAUGAUAAAUAUUUGGAUAUAUUUUGCAUUAAAUUAGGACAUAAAUUUCAAUCAUUAAGUGUACAUUUGAAGAUUGAUGAAAUUGACCUUCAGCAAGCAAUCGAGGAUAACAAACAAUAUGGAACUUGCGAGGUUUUAUUUCAAAUACUAAGCAAAUAUUUUCAAAUCAACGAUCAAUAUGGAACAGUUGGAUGGCUAACAAAAUUUCUUUGGAAAAAUAAUUAUAAACAAAACGUAUGGGGUGUAAAAGAGCUAUGGAAAAUGUUAAAGGAACUUGAUAAAGAAGAACAUUAA